Drosophila subpulchrella is the source of this 3668-nucleotide messenger RNA. RefSeq names its product protein folded gastrulation. The record is from RefSeq and is a predicted model, not a curated record. NCBI's taxonomy places the organism in Eukaryota, Metazoa, Arthropoda, Insecta, Diptera, Drosophilidae. The coding region runs from base 660 to 2816 and encodes 718 amino acids. The transcript has 4 exons.
CUGCGAACGUGAACGGUAACGCAUUACAUAUAUCAAUAAUAAAACUAUUUUUUGUAGUGUUUUUUUUGUGUGGGUGCAAAAGUUUUCUUUGUGAAUGAAUGAUUCAUAUGAUACAGUUAAAGCAAUGAAACAAAUAAAAACGCAAAAUUAAGUUUAAAAAACAGAGUGUUGUUAAAAGCACGGAAGCAGGAACGAGAGCAGCGACAGAAGGCAAUAAACAGCAGCGAAAAAUGAAAGGCGAGCAGCGACGGAAAACCCUAUAAACAAAUUUCAAAUUGCUAAAUCCAUCUAUUCAAACCAACCAAACAAACAAAGGAUUCUACAAGAAAAACAUAAAACCUACAACGGCAUUUAAAACAACCCAAUUUGUAAUAACUCACAAACCAAAUCACCAACCAAAAUCGGGUAAAAGAUCAAGAAACAACAAAAACCAAAAGCACGCGGAUCUUCUUUAACGUCUCCGUUUUGGGAUAUAAAACAUUAAUAAUUACCCCAACACGCAGCAACCAUAAGAAGUAUUGGGCAUCCUGUGAAAAGAUUAUCUGCCAGAUUGGAAAGGACUUUUUUCAUUGCCUCUCGCCAACUUCAUAUAUCAUUUGAAUUUAUGUGACCUGAUUUAGGCGCUAUCCAGGAGUAAGCGAGCGAUCGAUCCCGAAGAGAUGGCACCGCCUAACUGCCUGCUGGCGGUCCUGGCGCUAACGAUUUUCUUGGGGGCCAACAACGGCCUGCCGAUCACCUCGCGACCCAUCGAGGGCAAUGUCCAGCGAAUGGUUUGGAAUGAUUGGGUGAACCUAGACCCGGAGCAACGGAGCUUGACUAAGGAGAAGAAAGUGACUGCCAAGUCGAUAUUCACGCUACCCUUCCGUCACUGUCCGCAGGGCCACACACUGUACAAUGAGCUCUGCAUUCCCCAAUCCAACAUUGAUCCCACGGAUCUAAUCAAGCAGGAACUCAUUUUGGCCGGUGCCACAAAUGGCAGUCCCCCACCGCCACCCAUUUUAGACUACGACUAUGGCGAUGACGGAGAGAGCGAAAAGAUCGUGUACGAUGUAUCGGUAAUACCAACCGCCGUGCAAGAUAGUGUGCCGCCCCGCCUUGGUGCUGAGGACCAAGCCCUGCCCAGCGAGGAUGCACCGCUGAAAUUCAAUAUUUUCGAGAAGAAAUUCCCCACGGGCACGGGUGAGCCCGAGGACUUGCCAAUGCCGCCGGACUUGUUGGCAUCAAUAUAUGGCGGCAACGGCAGUUCCACAGCAGCAACGUCAACCAGCACAGCGGCAACGUCAACCAGCACAGCGGCAACGUCAACGACGACCAUGAGCACACCAGCUGCACCUUUGGGGGAUGCCAGCAACCGCAUGGUUGGUGGUGGCGAUUUGAUGGCGGCUUCUAGCGAUGCCCUGUCCACGUCGGCCACAUUCAACCUGCCCAGCAGCAACACCAACGCCAGCAGCACCAACGGGGACAUUGGCCAGGUGGAAGCCAUUGUGUUGCCAGCGGGACAGGCGCAGGAUGGCGCUGGGCACCUGGUCACCAGUUCCCUCAUCGAUAUCGAAAAUUCCUCCACUACAGCGAAUACAUUUAUUUCGGGGGCGGAUCUGGUCCAGCUUCUCAAGGCAGACGCCUUUCUGCCAGCUUACGAUGGCAGCAUUGAGCUGUUGCCGCCGCUUUUUAGUCAUCGCAAGGUGUCGCCGCCUUUAAGCGCGGACCAGGAUGUAAAGACCAAGCAGACAGAUGAAAAUGUUGAGCCAGAGGGGGUGGGAACGGAGCUAGAGGGGGAUGAAGGGACCACCACGGAUUCAGUGCUAAGUGUGGAGGAGGAGUAUAUUACUGAGACAGAAACAAAUACAGGCGGCACAACGGUGUCGACAGAGGUGUCAAUGGACACAUCUCCUGCCCCCUCCAUUUCAGGCCUAACAUCACCACAUCCGCCAGAAGAAUCCGAGUUGGAUGAAGGUGAAAAUCGCCUGGUCUUGAUAAAAUCGAAAGUGCAACCGGUUCAGUUGACGACAACGACAACAACAUCGGCAACGGCAGCAUCAACAGCAUCAACAGCAACAACGGCAGCUGAUGUUGCUGAUUUGAGCUCCUCCACCGACCGGUUUCAUUAUCAGCAUUUUGUAGAAGACGUUGCCGCCAGCAGCACGACAGCAAUACCAGAGCCCAGCAGCAGCACUGUCGGCGAACUGAUUGACCAGAACGAUAUGCCGGCGAGUGACAAUGACAAUUUAAUGACAAAUACAAUUGCCGGCCACGCCGAUGAUGAUGGGGGCCAUAAAGCCAGCAGUGAAAUUGAUGCCCAACAGGAACUGCGGCUCAUCAACGAGCUGGUAAAGGGUAAGCAGGGUAAGCAGGGAGAGCAGCAACAGAACCAACAGCAGCUUGAGCCAACCAACGCAGAAGGAACAUCUACAUCAACUGAGGAUGCAACCGUCACAACAGCAGCAAAUUGGUCAAAGGUGAUGCCGCAAUUAGGCCAGGGCACAAGUGAAGCAGCAACAUCGACCCAGGCUAAUGAGAGCAGCUCGACAGUAAAAUCAGGAGCAGCAGAAGAGCAAUUAAGUAUUACCAAUCGUAGCAAUAGAAAUAGUAAAAUAAUUAGAGUAGGACAGAUUGCCGAAGAGCCAACAGCAAUAGCGGCGACUGCAACACCUCCGACCACCAGCAGCAACCCAGAUGGCUAUACGCCUUUUUGGUGGCUCCCGAGCAUUGGAUGGCGUCUGGAGCGCCAGGUCGACGGCAAUGGUGAGGAUCAUUCGCUGUUGCUUCGGUUCUUCAGCACGUUUCGCGGCAGCGACAUGGCAGCAACCACACGCUAACGGCCACAUUAAAUGCAGCGCCAGCAUCUCCUGGCUCUGGCCACCGCCUAGAGCCACAGGAUGUCGCUGGGUGCCGUGUAGUCUAGUGUAAGAUAGUGUCGUGUCAGCAACAGCGUUUCAAUUGCGUGUUGAAGUUUGUUCAUAGUUGUCUCACCUUUGCACUCGUCAUUUGUCUAAGUAAAUAUUUAUUAUCUUUUUAUGUUUUAAUUGAAUGCCAAAUUGUACAUAGUAUAUCCCAAACACACUUCUUAGCAACAACUUUCGCAUUUUUUUUUGCCCUGGCGUUAUUUUGUGGUAUUUAAACUGCUUUCUUUUUUUAAGUUGUUGAUUUAAUUUUAGGGGGACUUUUUUUUUAUAUUAUGAUAGUUUUAUACAUAUGUGCGUACUGCUGUCGUUGUUGCGAGCCCUAGCAAUAAUUAAUUGUGAUUAUUUAGGCUUAUGAAUUGAUUGUUAGACUUAGUUAAAUGUAUACUCUGAAUCUUUUUUUUUAAUACUAUUAUCACAAUUACCCAAUUUAUAUGUGUAUUAGCGGAGCACUUGUAGAUGUCUCUGUGUAUAAACCCUAGUGAGAAAGCUAUUCAAAUCUAGGCAUUUGUAAUCGCAUUCAAUAAAAAAAGCCUGUGUUUCUAUACCUAUAUAUAUAUAGAUAUAAUAAUGUGCUAACGUUUGUAACCUGAAAUCAAAACUAAAGCCUAAACUAUAGUGUAAUGCAUUUAAUUAGUUAUAACAAUGCGUUUCGAACCACUUACUCAAAAAAAAACGAACCGAAUCAGGCAAGCAAUAUGUUUUUGUCAAAUGAAAUUUAACCAACAACCAAAGUUCUGAAGAAAAACAAAUACGGAAUUGCAAAAA